AUGGCCGCAAUCAAAGACAGCUACGAUAUCUCCGACAUUCUGCGCAAUGUGGGCAAUCCGAAUGUGGAUCACAGCAACGUACAAUCCUCGAUAGUUGCCUACAACGUUGCCGCUAUUGCCAUUGCAAGCAUUACUGUCCUUGUCCGAACUAGCGUCAGAGCUUUCAUAGUCAGGCAUGUCGCUCUGGAAGACUGGCUUAUGGUGGCCGCAGGGUUGACCGCUGUUGCUCUUUCGGCAACGGUCAUUGUCGGCGUCAACUAUGGAUUCGGCCGAAAUAUCUGGGAUCUGAAUCUACUUACCAUCAUUGACAAUGUCACACUCAGCAUCAAAAUCCUGUUUGUCUGCCAAUUACUCCACGGCAUUGCGCUCAGUCUCGUCAAACUGUCAAUUAUAUCGACCUACUGGCGACUAUUCCCGACCAGGAACCUGCGUCGGACGCUGUUUGUCCUCGCCUUCCUCAUCACAGCCGUUGCCUUUACGACCCUGUUUGGCACGCUGUUCCAAUGUCGCCCCGUAGCUGCGGUUUGGGACUUCUCGCUGGAGAACGGCACAUGUGGCCCCAUCCUUCCCCUCCUCUACUUUUCCACGUCCUUCAGUAUCUUCACCGAUAUAUUUCUUUGCAUCUUACCACUACCAUUUUUCUGGAAGCUACGGAUCUCCCACCACGAGAAGAUCAUUGUCAGCUGCCUUUUCGGUCUCGGACUUUUCGCUGCCGCCGCCUCUGUCCUGCGGCUCACGACACUAGACCAGCUACAAAACGUCAACGUUACCAUGCGAACAACUCUCCCCCUCUUCUACUCUGUAGCCGAAGUCAGUGUCGGCAUCGUCUGCGCCUGUGUUCCGUGUCUCAAACCUUUGUUCAACCGGAUAUUCCCAGGGCGCUUCUUUACAUAUCUCCGCUCAGCCUCAUCCAGAAUUGGCCACGCCAAAAACAAGUCGUCAUCGGCGGCGGCAACGAUAACGACAACGGACGCAACGAUUUCUGAGUCGACAGAGAAGUCACAGAUGCGAAACUCCGAAGUCUAUAUCAUACAGGGUCCCGGCUUGUGCCGACAACCAAGCCAGAAGUUGGCGCACCUCAGCACGAGCGGCAGUGGGGUCUGGCGCGGGAGAGGGGUGAGCUGGUACGAUCGUCCGAUACUGCGCACGGUGGGGAGCUGGCGGGACGGACAGGUCUCGGAUGUAAUCGUUGAAGAGGGCGCUGAAAAAGCGGUGGUAACAACAGCAAAAGACUUAGCAUGA
Messenger RNA from Cyphellophora europaea CBS 101466, 1242 nucleotides. RefSeq lists its product as uncharacterized. The transcript is spliced from 3 exons. The record is from RefSeq and is a predicted model, not a curated record. NCBI's taxonomy places the organism in Eukaryota, Fungi, Ascomycota, Eurotiomycetes, Chaetothyriales, Cyphellophoraceae. The coding region runs from base 1 to 1242 and encodes 413 amino acids.